This is a messenger RNA of Bradysia coprophila, 2125 nucleotides long. RefSeq names its product ferric reductase 1-like. Gene Ontology annotation, biological process: regulation of glutamate receptor signaling pathway; regulation of postsynaptic membrane neurotransmitter receptor levels. The record is from RefSeq and is a predicted model, not a curated record. NCBI's taxonomy places the organism in Eukaryota, Metazoa, Arthropoda, Insecta, Diptera, Sciaridae.
UAUUUACUAAAGAAAGGAAUCAGUUUCAGUUCGCGGUCAACUGUCUUAGGGUAAACACAUCGGAGAGUGGUUUCUGAGAAAAUAAUAAUUUCGAUUGCAUCAAUUUUGCCGAAAGUGUUAGAAAAAUUGUACCGACAGUUAAUUGAAAAUCGAUUCUGAUCGAAUGAUGUGGCAUUCAACUAUCUUCGUUCUCAUCGCAAUUCUUCAUCUGUCUACAUCAGCAUCACUCUGCGGAACAAGCAACGAAAUACCAAUCCAUAACAAUGUUCCACCAAUGACAACAAUUUCACCGUUCAACAUAUUGACGUCAGUUUCAACUGCGCAUCAAAGUGAAAUAGUAACUCUUCGAAUUAAGUCGAUUUUAUCAGAACUUAAGUUUGAAGGAUUUAUUGUUCAUGCAUUUAGCACGAGCCGAGGCGAAGUUCUCGGGAGGUUUACUUCAUCACGUGCAGGAUUAAAAUUAGGCAAUUGUGAUAGCGAAGACAAUAUUGCAACAUAUCAAGCAUAUCCGGGAGGUGUAGAUGAAGUGGAAUUGCAAUGGCAGGCUCCGAGUGAUUACGUGGGAGAAAUUCUAUUCAAUGCAACGGUAACUCAGGAUUACGAUACAUUUUGGGUUGGAAUUAAGUCGAAUUCGUUAGAAAUUAUUGAAAACGAGAUUUCAACUUCAUCAGCAAUACCUUCGAAUCACAAUAAACAAUUUUUAUCUAAGCGACAAGCUCCCACUUCAAUUUACGAAGGAUGUGGAUCGACGAAAACUUGCGUUGGGUACCCUUUGAAUUGUGAGCAAAACCAAACAUGCAGAGCUGUUACUACGGCGAGGAUUGUUGAUAAACGGUUUUUUUUCGAGCUGCAAUCUAGUGCUGAUAAUGUCGGCUACGUUUCUCUUGGAUUGUCCAGGUCAGAUCAAAUGGGUGACUGUUCAGUUAUGGAAUGUUUGCGCGAGAACGGCAGUAUUUAUCAAUAUAACUCGUGGAAUUUUCGGCGAUCUAAUACGAGAGAGGGAGUUCCGCAAAACAUCACUACGCUGCUUGAAUCAUCCUAUCUCGAUGGCACUAUUUACUGCAAAUUUGAACGCGAUCCGUCUUCGGUGGUACUUGGAAGUGAAUUUGACUUGGAAGCCGAAAGAUUUUAUUUCUUGGUUGCUAUCGGUACUAACUUCUCACCGACAGCAAUUUUGCAUCAUAACCUGGGACGAUCGGCAUCUACACAACCACAGGAAAUAAUUAGAGAGGUCGAUCCUAUUUAUCAAGGAUGUGGAACGGACAAAAUUUGUUUCGGUAUGCCAAUUGGAUGUUUAAAUGAAUCAUCAUGUGACGCAGUUGCUGCGGUUCUGGUUGAAAAUGAUCUUUACGAAUUUGAAUUGCAAUCCGAAGAUGCAAGGGCCGCUUACGUUUCCUUCGCUCUAUCUAGGGACAGGAUAAUGGGCGACGAUUCAGUCAUGGAGUGCAUACUACAGAACGGUACUGUUCGAGCAUACACUUCUUGGAAUGUUGCACGUCCAGAUAUCGGAAAUACAAGAGAGGGCGUGGAACAAGACAUCAUUGAACAGAUCAAUGGAACUUAUAUUGAUGGAAAAAUCUACUGUAAAAUCAGACGUGAUAAAGCGACACAUAUACUUGGCCAUGAAUUCAAUUUAGCAUGGGCAGAUUUUCACUUUAUGUUAGCCACUGGAACUGGUCUCGUAGCAAAUGGUAUUGGGGGACACGAUCUGAACCGCACUGUGUCCCAGGAAACAUUUGAAUUACCUGGAAGAAGGAGUGCCGCACCAUUUGUACAGAUUUCUGCAAUUACAAUUGUUGCUUGGUUGUUAGCAACCAGUUGCGCACACUUCUUUCGCAGGCUAUAAGUUCAUAUAAUUUCGUUGGCAUGACAGGAUCGCUUACCAAAUAUUACCAAAAUCAUUGUAGCAUAAUAAAUCGUAGCCCAUUGUGAUCACAUAGAUAAAUAGAAUAUUCAGCAGAUUUGAUAAAAAUUAGUUUACAAUUAAGACAAAUGAUUGUGAGAUAAGCUUAGCAACUACUCAGCUUCCCACGCCUCAACUACGGCUGUCAACAUGUUAUUCUUAGCAGUGAUAAAUGAUUUUGAGAAUAACAUCAACCGAAAUAAAAACCAUGUUGUAACCAGA